AUGGUGCCAGCAGUGAAUUCAUCAAGCACCCACAGAAAAUCAAAAAGUCGAAAGGACAAAUGGGUCCCAUGUGCUUCGCGUCCAGACCUGAAAUGGGAUGAGGUUGAAUUUCCUGACCCUGUUCCGCAAUAUGAGGCGCUGGACUUGAAAACUCUGGAAGAUCCCCCCGAGAACUUCAAGAUAGGCAACACCGUCCGGGGGCGCGUCACUAAGUGGGGGAAAGCCACCAGGCAAGAUCUCCAGCUCUUGCUCCGAUUCCAUGGCUGGGGUUUCGAUCAUGGCGUGGAGAUAGGCACUGCUCACAACCCAGAGCUCCUCUUCGCCAUCUGGAAGAUCAUCUAUAACUACGCCUCGGGGCAUCGACCCCAGACUUGGGACGACUUAUUCGAUUUGACGAGAGAUGCAGGUCCGCGGUUACUGGCCAUCAAUAUUAAAAGGCCUUGCUUCCCCGUCAGUCGAUACUACCCAACUAUUGUGACAUGGCAACUCGGUCCCAAUUACCAGAGACCGCUUACAGCAUCGCCGUUCCUGUCCGAUUUGUGUAUUCACCAGAUGCUGCUACCUUCCAGCGGUGGUGCCCUUCUUGGUGACCCCACUAAUCAAGCUGACUUCCAAGGGGCGCAAAUGGCCAUUGUCAACACAUCACAGUCGUCAGUCACCAACUCCACCUCUUACUCGUAUCCUUCGAACACACCACAUCCUACACCACAAGCUACACCAACCCCAGUCGCCGCUCAACCCCAGCAACUCCAGCAAUUGCAGCCAGAGCUCAACACUGUAAGCUUGCCCUACGAAUCUUCCACUAACGGGACCGUCCCAGCUGAGGGUGCUACAUCAUCUCCUACUACAACCGCAAACCUCGCCGAGGUACACGCAUUUCCAGCUUUGAACAACGCGAUUCGACGUGCCAUAUUAACGGAGACAUAUCAUGAGCUCAAGCCUAUCAAAAUGGAGCGUCCUUUGACUCGUGGUCGAGGUCCAAUGUGGUCGGAGAACUCGGGAGCCAUAGAUGCACUCAUUGUGGUUGCGAAGUUGCUGAAGGCUGGCUCGACCAAGAUCGAUCAGAAGGACCAAACUUGGAGGUUGAUUCUUGAUGAAGCGGAGCUUACCUACAUCCAAGCUGCGAACUUCGAUUGGGGCACCUGCAACCCCGAAACAGCCAUUCAACUCAAAACUCAACUUCAAGCUGAACUACAGAAACCCGACAAAGGUAUUGGCGAGACCCUCGAAGACAUACGAGACGCGUGGUUCGCACUGACGAAGGCCUUCGCCCAGUUCAACUUUCACUCGCUAAACAUAUGCACGUUUUGCAGUUGUCGUAAUACAGAGGACUAUAUGGACAAUUGGGUCGAUUGCGCCGCCGUUCCAAUCCAUGCGUGCACAGACACCAACGGCGUUACCGUACAGGAUCUCGUGAACCGUUGGUUCGCCAAGCGACGGACGGAAAGCUGUUUGUACUGUGAGAAAGAAAACGCUGUGACUGUGGAGAAGUUUUUUCGAAGCAUUCCACUGCGUCUGGCGGUGACUCCCGAUUUCAAGGCUUGCGUUUGUGAACACACGCGUGAUAUUUGUGUUUCGUAUACCGACACAGAUGGUGUCGACCACCGCGCAUAUUACAAGUGGAUUGGAGGUAUCUAUUUGAGUGACGGCCGUGUACGUGUCUAUUGGCUUGAUGCUGAGCGCGGCGAGCGUGACAAUGGGAAAAAUCGUGUCUACGAAAGCCGAGCGGGCCCUGAAAUCAUGGUUGAACCUAUUGCUCGGGUCUAUCCCCACGAUCGUGUGCCUGCGGACUGGUGGGAGAACAAACCCAUUCCGAUGCUCUUCUUCGAGCGUAUCUUGCUACCCAGCCCCGAGAUUCUACAAGCAGCCAUGCAAGCUGUUGGCGACGUGGCCAAGGCCACUAAUGCUUCUGAAAGUCAGGCAGUGACAGCAAUGACCGUAGCCGCCAGCCCUGAAGACACAGAGGAGCUGCAGUAUGGCUAUGGCUAUGACGACUACACUAACCUAGAGAAUCAGUCGAUGACAGGCGUGAUCGAAGGAGCCCAUGUGACCGAGGAAAGUGGCUUUGAGGGACUCCUCAACACUUCCAAUCUGGAUGUGAAUUGGUUGUCAGCCCCGAAUCAGCUUGAUGCUGAAUUUGCCGUGGCAGGUAAGGAACCCGACCAGCCGAACACUGACGCUAUCAUGCAUGAUAUCGGUGGUCUGGGUGAAACUGGGGAUUUGGAGAUGCAAGAAUCUGUCGAAAAGUGA
This is a messenger RNA of Aspergillus homomorphus CBS 101889, 2250 nucleotides long. RefSeq lists its product as uncharacterized. The record is from RefSeq and is a predicted model, not a curated record. Bases 1 to 2250 code for a protein of 749 amino acids. NCBI's taxonomy places the organism in Eukaryota, Fungi, Ascomycota, Eurotiomycetes, Eurotiales, Aspergillaceae. The transcript has 2 exons.